Artibeus jamaicensis (Jamaican fruit-eating bat) is the source of this 1867-nucleotide messenger RNA. RefSeq names its product interferon regulatory factor 9 (gene IRF9). The transcript is spliced from 9 exons. Lineage: Eukaryota; Metazoa; Chordata; Mammalia; Chiroptera; Phyllostomidae. Gene Ontology annotation, molecular function: RNA polymerase II cis-regulatory region sequence-specific DNA binding; DNA-binding transcription factor activity, RNA polymerase II-specific; protein binding. The coding region runs from base 324 to 1556 and encodes 410 amino acids. The record is from RefSeq and is a predicted model, not a curated record. Gene Ontology annotation, biological process: immune system process; regulation of transcription by RNA polymerase II. Gene Ontology annotation, cellular component: nucleus.
UGGCAGCCUGGGUAUAGGGCUAGAAGGGCCGGCCAGAUUGGUGGAGGGAGGGUCCUGGGGGCCCCCUUACUAGAUGGGAAUAGACUGAAGGCCUAUGAGCCAGGAAGCAGGAGGUUGGCCAGAGUGAGAGGGCCAACCUGACUGGCCAGGGGCUGUGUCCCAAGCUCUACAGGCAAAGGUCAGGUGCAUCUGCUGCCAGGCUGUUCAGGGAAGAAGGCUGUUGACUCCAGUCCGCUCACACUUUUGUUUUCUGGCCUUUUGGCCCUGCCUACAUCUGCUGAAGCUCCGCCCCUGCCCCACCUACCCCUAGAGCGAGCAGAGGGAUGGCAUCAGGCAGGGCACGCUGCACCCGAAAGCUCCGGAACUGGGUGGUGGAGCAGGUGGAGAGUGGACAGUUCCCAGGGGUGUGCUGGGAAGAUGCAGCUAAGACCAUGUUCCGGAUUCCCUGGAAGCAUGCAGGCAAGCAGGACUUCCGGGAGGACCAGGAUGCUGCCUUUUUCAAGGCCUGGGCAAUAUUUAAGGGAAAGUAUAAGGAGGGGGACACAGAAGGCCCUGCCAUCUGGAAGACUCGUCUGCGCUGUGCUCUCAACAAGAGUACUGAGUUUGAGGAGGUUCCUGAGAACAGCCAUAGGGACGGGGCUGAGCCCUACAAGGUGUAUCGACUGCUGCCACCAGGAACCCUCCCUGCUUCACCAGCAACCCAGAAAUCACCAUCAAAGAGACACCACAGCUCUGUGAACCCCGAGAGGGAGGAGAACGAAGAUACUGUGAAGAACUGUAUACUCAGUUCCUCCUUGCUCCAGGACCCCCUCAGAAACGAGGAGGUGGAGGCCAAUGGGGGAGCUGGCCAUUCAGACUUUGGGAGCAGCAGUAGCAACAGUCCUGAGCCUCAGGAAGGUGCAGACACAAAUGAGGCCGCUUUCCAAGGAGAGCAGGUGUCUCUGGAGCUUCUGCCUCCUCCAGACUCAGACUACUCACUGCUGCUCACCUUCAUCUACAAUGGGCAGGUGGUGGGCGAGGCCCAGGUGCAGAGCCUGGACUGCCGCCUGGUGGCCGAGCCCUCAGACUCUCAGUGCAGCAUGGAACAGGUGGUGUUUCCCAAGCCUGGCCCACAAGAGCCCACCCAUCGCCUACUGAGCCAGCUUGAGAAAGGUGUCCUGGUGGCCAGCAACUCCCGAGGCCUCUUCGUGGAGCGCCUUUGCCCCAUUCCCAUCUCCUGGAGCGCGCCCCAGUCCCCACCUGGUCCAGGCCCACAUAUGCUGCCUCCCAACAAGUGUGUGGAGCUCUUCAAAACCACCCACUUUUGCAGAGACUUGCAGAGGUACUUCCAGGGCCUGGGCCCCCAACCCAAGUUCCAGGUGACACUGAAUUUCUUAGAGGAGGACCCUAGCCCCAACCACACCCCACAGAGUCUUAUCUCAGUGCAGAUGGAGCAGGCCUUUGCCCGGCAAUUACUGCAGGAGACUCCAGAGGACCAGGCAGCCACUCUGUCCCUGGUGCAGAGCCUGGGGGACCUACCUUCCUCCUCUCCACUCUGUUCUUCCUAUUUCCUUUGAAGGAGACUCAUUCUCCACAUUACUGACCUGCCUCCCUCAGUGAUAAUUCUUAGUGGUUGUCUGUGAUGGUUAUGUCCUUGAACUCCUCAUGCUAUCUGGCUGGUUUUUAUCUUUUUUAAAAAAAUUUGUUUGUUUUUGUUUUGUUUUGUUUUCAGAUAUACCCUCUUUUAUCUCUGAGGAACUGAACUGGGAAAUGGUGUGAACUCAGGGGGACAGACAUUUCCUUUUCCCCCAACCCUAAAGCCACGCACUUUAUAUUUCUUUUUAAAUCUUCACUAAGGAUUUAAAAUAAAACUGUAUUGAAAAAGGAA